Molecule: messenger RNA, 788 nt
Organism: Macadamia integrifolia
Lineage: Eukaryota; Viridiplantae; Streptophyta; Magnoliopsida; Proteales; Proteaceae
Exons: 7
Coding region: 1-708 (235 amino acids)
Biological process (GO): DNA damage response
Molecular function (GO): protein serine/threonine kinase activity
Source: RefSeq, a predicted model, not a curated record
AUGGCGUUUACUAAUUUUUCUGUUUUUUUCUCUUCCCUAAUUUACUUCUGUUGUAAAACCACUCGAUCGUCGCAGAUAAAUGGUUUCGACCGCUAUUAUUCUAAAGAAAAAAUUCAAGAAGUGAAGUCCAAGUGGAAGAUAAUAUGGCAACCUCAAGAGAUAUUCGAGAAUUCGUUUCGAAGCUUUCAUCAGAUAAGGCCAAAGCUCGCUAAAACAUGGCCAUUCCUUGUAACAUUGCUCAUCCAAUGUAUAGCCUCAAAGAUUCCCACAAGAAAAAGGCAACCACCAAAUUUGCUUUCUCCAAAAACCCUUCGAAUUGCCAUCCAACGAGCAGAGGAUGCAAAGUUUUCGGGAGCCUUGCAGGAACUCUCUUUUGUGCUGCUUUUCCAAGCAAGUGUGGAUACUCUACAGUGCUUAUCUCUCACCUCUAUGAAGCUAAAACAUGGCCAUUCCUUGUCUCAUCCAAUCUAUAGCAUUAGAGAUAUCCACAAGCAAAAGCCUCAGAGAUAUCCACAAGCAAAAGGUGACUACCAAAUUUGCUUCCUCCAAAAUCCCUUCGAAUUACCAUCAAAAGAGCAAAGGAUACAAAGUUGUCGAGUCGGUGACAGGAACUCUAUUAUGCUUCAUUUGAUUUACUCAAUUAUUAUUUUGCACUCACAUCGAGUAGCUUACAUGGUUGUUUAUGUUGAGGAUGUUUAUGAGAUUUGAAAGUUGUAUUUGUACUUGAUUAGCUGUAGGAUUUAAUGUGAUCCUUUCUAAUUAAAAAAAAAAAAAUUUGUGGAAAUACA